Molecule: messenger RNA, 2427 nt
Organism: Metopolophium dirhodum (rose-grain aphid)
Lineage: Eukaryota; Metazoa; Arthropoda; Insecta; Hemiptera; Aphididae
Exons: 6
Coding region: 733-2028 (431 amino acids)
Biological process (GO): nuclear-transcribed mRNA poly(A) tail shortening
Cellular component (GO): P-body
Molecular function (GO): translation repressor activity; mRNA binding
Source: RefSeq, a predicted model, not a curated record
GUGAAAUAUAGUUACCUUGGUAUGCUAUAAAUCCCGAUUUACGUGUACCACGGUCCACGGUACAGUUUUUUCUACAGUUGAUUUUUAAGUUAUAGGACAAUUGAUGACAAUUGAUAAUAUUUCGUUAGGUCGAGAAGAAGUCAAUAUUAAGACGUGUAUGUGACAUUGUGAUUCGUAAGCAAAUAUCAAAGAAGUAAGUAUUCAAAUGCUGCAUUUUAAAAUUAAACAAAUGCUUACAUUUUGGAUAGCUAUAGUUCGAAGUAUAAGAGCCCCGUGUUAUUUUCAGCCAGUACUGUGGAACGGAUGAUUAGAUUAGAUUUGACGGAGUUUUUUUGCACCAUAUUACACAACAAACGCGGGCGAUGAGAACAAGAUUCACUAAAAAAAUUGCUUCGCUAGAUUACGAAAUUCAUACAAGCAAUUUAAGGCUACCUAGGUCCGUCGAAAAGGGAUGCAGACGUACGGCACCAGCGGACAGUCAACGUACCUACCUACCACGUAUUCAGAAGUGGGGUUUUGAAGAGGGAGUAUUUGAGAAAAAUAACCUGUCGACUAGCCGGACCAGACGAUCACCCAACAAACAGUGUUCUGACGUUGGAGUUGAUUUAUACAGCCGUCGUAUUUUUCAAAAGAUCUUACGAUUCUUCAUUUGGUUUUAAUUUACCGACACUUUACUAACAAACGCCGUUGACGUCCAUUGAAAAUCUGAAUACCUUCAAGAUUUUUUCAACAAUGGACGAAAUGAAACAACUAGCCACGACAUUAAUGCAGUAUAGAUCAUUCAAAGAGAGACAAGAAUGUCUGAGCAAAUCACUCGAUCAUCUGUCAUUUGACUGUCCUGAUAUAUACGCAGUGUUGUAUAGAGAGAUAAAAAGAAGAGAACUGGAAUCUAAUGAUCCGAAUAGAAUUGCUAAAUGGUUAAGUAAUCCAGCACAAAAUCCGUAUGUCAAGCUUCAUGAAUCAUUGAUGAUGGUAAAAAAUAAUAACAUCAUGGCCAAAGAGGAGUUUAUGUACAAUUUGAGGGGUAUGUUAAACCAAACAAUUAAAAAUGGUACCAACAUUGAAGCAGCAGUAAAAAUAUGCCAUUUAAUUAGAAAAUCAUCAAACUUGAAAAUAUUUAACGAGAAAUUGAAACAACUCAUUGGCCAAGUAAACCAGUUGAGCAGAACUCAAUGCCAUAUGCCAAAAGAAACCAAGACAGAAAACAUUUGGAGAAACAAUUUCAGACCUCCACAAAUAGACCCUUUCCAGCGAUUUAUUUAUAAAUCUGCUCAACAACAGCAUACCCCUGUUUGGCAAAAUAUGCUGCAAUCAACCAAUACAGAAGCUGCCUGUGGUCAACCACACUUUAGCAUCGAUUGUUACGGGUAUGACCAUCUGGAAAUGAUUGCAAGUGCUACUCCUGUGAGAAACUCACAGACACUUAUCACCCUGACGAUUGUUGAUCAAGGAAUGGAUGGAGCAGUUGCUAAGUGGCUUCAUUAUUUAAAACUACAUAAAUACCAAUGGUUCUUCAAUAGCCUCAAUUAUCUUGAAAUUCUAUUCAUUGACGAGGACAAUAUUGAUGGUUUUAUAGCUAAAGUAAACAAAAACUUUAUUACAAAAGGUGCACAAAAAAAGAUCUGCAUAUCGACAAAGACAUUGAGAGAUCGUCCACAAAAGUUGAAUGACUUAUUAUUGAAAUUGGAUUUGGAAGUUACUCCAAAUGAACUGUGUGAACUCGUGUCAUACAUGCGAGACAUUUUACAUUAUCCCAUACCGAACAAGAACUGUGUUGUUGGUGAUCAAUUACAACAGGACGUAGUCCUUGUCAUGGAGAAAUUGUUAAAUCAACUGCUGGAAAAACUAGGUUUGGUCCAUUCUUUAGUUGCCCAAAGCUUACUUGGAAUGUCCAUCAACAAAUACUUGGAAUGUACAUUGUUAAUUAUUGGUAAUCAAAUGUUCGUGAAACAUCAAAUUGACAAAACAAUGAUGUUUGCUGAUACUUUAAAAUAUAAAGUCCAUAGAAUUCCUAGAAACUUUAUCUAGGUAACACUUUCAAAGUUAUUCAAUAAAAUCUUCAUAUUAGAUAUGCAUUUUUAAGUUGAAUUAUUAUUGUUUGUGAUCUGUUUUUUAUUCAAAAUGGUAUUUAAUUGUUAACAAUCCUAACUUUUAUAUUUUUAUAUGCUUGUAUGUUUUAUUAAAAUGUUAAAUAUUUACAAUAACACAUUUUAUAAUUAGUAUGAAUUUUAAUUUUUGUUAUAUGCUUCAAAAGACAGAUUUAUUUUUUAUUUUAUUGUUUUGUUUAAAAUUAUAUUUUAAGUCAAAUAUAGUUGAAUUUUUGUUUUAUGUUUUACUUUACGUUUAAUGAUUUGCCACUUCAUAUUUAAUGAUUGCAAGGUUUUUGUUUAUAAUAUUUAAAGGGAUGACUAUUAAUUAUUAUUUGUA